UGUUAGCUAAUAAAAAGAAUCCAGCGAUUGAAAGUCGUUCUGCAAUAUAUUUUUUUCGGUUCCAUUACCCAUUCGCGCGCGUUAUGAAGUAUCGAACCAAAACAGAGUAAAACAAAAAAACAAAAAUCCGUAGGAUCGGAAUGACCUCCACCAGGAGUAAGUAGAAGAAAACUGGCUGCGACCGAUUGAUACGGUUUUUUUUCGCAGUGUUCAGUUCGCUGUUAGGCGACUGAUUGGACAGCACACGAGCAGCGCGAGAUUAUGGAGCUGUAUUACUCACUCGAUUCGGCACCUUCAAGGGCUGUGCUGAUGACCGCAAAGGCCAUCGGCGUGGAGCUGAAGCUGAAGGAGUUGAGUUCGAGAAAUGUCGACCAGCGGAGGCCAGAUUUCUCCAGGAUAAGUCCUCGCUACAGCAUCCCCACGCUAAAGGACAAAGGUUUGGUGCUGUGGGAGAGCCGAGCGAUUCAGAUCUACCUGGUGGACCAGUACGGAACGGAUGACGCGUUGUACCCGAAGGAUCCGGCCAAGCGGGCGAAAGUCAACGAGCGGAUGUUUUUCGACGCGUGCAUUUUGUACCACAACUUCGCGGAGUAUUAUCACGAGCAGGUGUUUGGGGGACUGGAGGGAGACGUGAAGAAGCUGAAGGGACUUGAGGAUGCAGUCAAAAUGUUGGAUCUGUUUCUGGAGGGCCAGCCUUACGUGACGGGACAGACCAUGACCAUCGUCGACCUGAGCGUGUUGGCGACCAUUGCCACGAUGAACGCAUUGGAGUUCGAUUUGAGGCGCUAUCAAAAUGUGACCGAGUGGUAUAAACACAUGGUAGUGGUUGCUCCGGGCUCCACAAUCAACGAGCAAGGGGCCAAAGCGUUUUGUGAGUAUAAAUAGCUGUCGGUGGUGUUAUCUUGUUUUCAAUUAAAAUCUGAUUUUAU
Toxorhynchites rutilus septentrionalis is the source of this 929-nucleotide messenger RNA. Its product is annotated as glutathione S-transferase 1-like. Gene Ontology annotation, molecular function: glutathione transferase activity. The transcript is spliced from 2 exons. The record is from RefSeq and is a predicted model, not a curated record. Gene Ontology annotation, biological process: glutathione metabolic process. Lineage: Eukaryota; Metazoa; Arthropoda; Insecta; Diptera; Culicidae. Bases 262 to 885 code for a protein of 207 amino acids.